Molecule: messenger RNA, 981 nt
Organism: Pieris macdunnoughi
Lineage: Eukaryota; Metazoa; Arthropoda; Insecta; Lepidoptera; Pieridae
Source: the annotation of a GenBank genome assembly
AUGUACUCUGUUGAAAAGCGUUUUGAUGAAAAGAGUACAGAAAAGAGGACACGAGGACAGGAGGUGCACUCUAAACAAUUUCCAAUUUACGAAUUAAACGAUGCGAACGAAGUACCAGGUAUAGGUUUAGGGACGUUUAUAUUGAAAACACCAUACGAAUCAGUAUAUAACGCGAUAAAAGCGGGAUAUAGAUACAUCGACACGGCGUUAUUUUUCCGAAAUGAAGCGGAAGUCGGUCGGGCGAUAUCCGACGCAAUCAAUCAGGGUAUAGUUACCAGGAAAGAACUUUUCAUCACAGGAAAGCUAUGGAAUACCUACCACGAGCGAGACCGUGUAGAGCUUGGACUACGUAGAUCCUUGCAAAAUCUUAGCUUGUCAUACUUUGAUCUUUACGAAAUGCACACGCCUAUGGCCGAAACGGAAGAUGGCGUUUUCACUUGCACAGACUAUGUAGACACAUGGAAGGGAAUGGAAGAUCUUCAAAAAAAGAAACUGGUCAAAUCCAUUGGUGUAGCCAAUUUCAACAGCAAACAGAUUAACAGGAUUCUUGCCAACUGUGAUGUCGUACCUGCAGUUAACGAAAUUGAGGUGAACCCAAGCUUUCCCAAUUUGGCUCUGGUAUCCUACUGCCAACAGCAUGGUAUUAAAGUCAUAGCCUUCUCUCCCAUGGGCUAUAUUGUACUUCGCCAGCCUGGUGGAAACAGCAAGAAACCUUACCCUGAUGAUCCAUAUUUGACGAAGCUCGCGCAGAAAUACAAGAAGACUGUUUACCAAAUUGUGCUACGUUAUUCAGUCGAUCGUGGAUUCAUCCCUAUACCCCGAUCAGACAAUCCCGACCACAUGAAGGAGAAUUUGGAUAUAUUUGACUUCAAACUUACGCAGAAGGAAGUGCAAAAGAUUAACGAAUUUGAUAUUAAUUCAAGAGUAUUCGAUUUUGGUCAAUUCAACAAUCAUUUACAUUUUAGUUUUAAUCACCCUUAA